Esox lucius (northern pike) is the source of this 2830-nucleotide messenger RNA. It is a transcript of the gene clic4, whose product is annotated as chloride intracellular channel 4. Bases 374 to 1132 code for a protein of 252 amino acids. Lineage: Eukaryota; Metazoa; Chordata; Actinopteri; Esociformes; Esocidae. The record is from RefSeq and is a predicted model, not a curated record. The transcript has 6 exons.
UUAAAUAAACCCGUAGCCCUUUCUUCCCUCUCGUCCUCCUCUCUUCAUCAUCCUACUUACAGCGGCUCACUUACAGAGAUCAGAAAUUGAGUUGUGAAAGGUUUCCAACGAUGGUUCUGUAGCUGUUCUCCUACAUCGACGAAAGUGUCUCAGUUGUGUGCACGAGCUGCACCAAUUUGCACAUUGCGAUCUUUUGUGCUCGACUUUCUCCUCCCAGCACUCUUGUGUGAAAACAGCGAGUGUCCAGCUGGUCACCAGCCUAGGAAAAGCGGUUACAGGAAAACAAGAAGAAAGGGGGUGGCGAACAUAGCAGUUUGUUGGGAAACGUCAAGAACACGUACUUCGUUUGGAAAAGUUGAAAGCGUAGUCCACAAUGUCUCUGUCUGUGCCGCAGAAUGGAAUCAAGGCGGAUAACGAGCCCGUUAUCGAGCUCUUUGUGAAGGCAGGAAGUGAUGGUGAGAGCAUCGGAAACUGCCCGUUCUCUCAGAGGCUGUUCAUGAUCCUGUGGCUGAAGGGAGUGGUCUUCAAUGUCACCACAGUGGACCUAAAGAGGAAGCCUGCGGACCUCCAGAACCUGGCCCCAGGAACACACCCUCCCUUCAUCACCUUCAAUGGGGAGGUCAAGACCGAUGUCAACAAGAUUGAGGAGUUCCUGGAGGAUGUCCUCAGCCCCCCCAAGUUCACAAAGCUCAGUGCCAGACACCCUGAGUCCAACACGGCUGGUAUGGAUAUCUUUGCCAAGUUCUCCGCUUUCAUCAAAAACUCUAAGCCAGAUGCCAACGAAGGUCUGGAGCGCGGCCUGCUGAAGACCCUGCAGAAGCUGAACGAUUACCUGCAUUCUCCGCUGCCUGACGAGAUCGACCACAACAGCAUCGAGGACAUCAAGGUUUCCACGCGCAAGUUUCUGGACGGCGACGACAUGACACUAGCUGACUGCAACCUUCUGCCCAAGCUGCACAUCGUCAAGGUGGUGGCCAAGAAGUACAGAGGCUUUGACAUCCCCAGAGACAUGACGGGCAUCUGGCAGUACCUGCAGAAUGCCUACACCCGCGAGGAGUUCACCAACACCUGCCCCAGCGACAAAGAAAUUGAAAUCGCCUACCAAGAUGUGGCCAAGAGGCUGGUCAAAUAGGCCUGGCCUGUUUCCAACCCCCCCUCCCCCCACCCACCCCGCCGCACCCCCAACCCCCCCAGCACUGGGACAGGUCCGUUCAGACACGAAAGAGAAAACGAUGGACUACCUUUCCUUCUCUCCUCAUUUAAAGCAAUCUGAAUGCAUGCCCUUUGUUCCUGUUUUCCCUUUUUAUUUUUGGAAGAUCUUUUUGAGUACAUGAAGCAGCUCAGAAAGAUCACUGAAGGUCCAUUGUUUUGUCGCUUUGAUUUCAUGACGAUGAAGCAUCCGACUGGCGAGACAGUGAAGGAUCUGCCAGAGUGGACACAGGCGGAUGUGUGUAGGAGUUUAUCAGUGUUGGUGGGUGAAUGACAUACAGUCCUUAUAAAGUGGCCUUCUGGCUGACCCACUAUUUCUUAUGGGAAUACGGUCACAAGCAUUUGUUUUCUAUUGUCUGUUAAACUGUUCAACAUUGACAUGCUUUUUACGCUUGCUAUGAAUGUGAACAUUACAAGGCUGAUUUAGUUUUUUUUGCUAAAUGGAUUGGUUUAAACAGUGUUGGAAGCUUCAGGUUUGGCUCCAGAGGAAAUUAAGGCAUGUUUCAUUUGCAAUUAGUUGCUAUGCCAAGUUUGACAUUGCAAUGUGUUUUAUUUAACUGUUGCGUUGCUUAAGUGAGUUGAAAUAGCCUUUAUACAGGUAUGGCUACCAGUCACCUUAUCUAUGCUCAAAUACAGUUUUCUCCAUGACCUUGUAUUUACACACAUGUAAAAUUGGUGCAACCAUCCCUGACAAUAUGCUAGCUGAGCUCAGUCUAGGCUUUCAGACAUGUACCAGGUGCUUAAAUUAGAUGUUUUCAGCUCAGGACCAUGGAACCUGAGAUUCCAGAAAUAUUACACCAUAUGUAGCAAACUAAACAACCAUUAACACUUACAUGGGGAAACGAGCUGUCCGUCAUUGCGUUGCCCAGCAUAACUGGUACAUAUAAACACUGACCGUCAAGGCAGUAAAGCUCAAUCAUAUCAGAACUUUUUAUCAUGUUCCCCCCUCCACUGUAAAGCAUGAAAAGGGAACGAUUUAGCGUUUGUUGUGCUGGCAGCGGUAUUAACUCUACUUCAACCACCAAAAGGGCACAUUAUUCUAGUCUCACUGUGGAUUCAAUGACUCCUGUUAUGUAAACUAGUGAAGUAUGGAAGCCACACACUUUCCUUGUCUGUCUUUCUCUCUUGACGUAUGGAAGAACACUAUAUGCAGUCAAGAAUCAGAAAAGGUGACCCUACAGAUAUUUAUGAGCAAAAGGCAUCGGGGAGAGAAGAAGGACAAAUGUAAUGAAGGACUCACUGAUUUUCUUAUUUCGAAUGCUCUCAAAGGUAGUGAAUAUAUUCUAUAAUUGUUCCAAAAUGCUUUGUGGUUAAAGGAAACAAAGACAUCAUUAUAAUACAAAGUUGGUAAUGGAAUUGUAAAUAUUUGUUUUCAUUAUGAUUUCAGUGUGUAAAUUGUAUGUGUUAAUUGGUAUCAAUAAGUGGUGAAAUAGGCCUUUUUUACAUGCUUGGGUUUUAAUACAAAAAGACAUCUCUGGCCUUAUUUGUUUUCUCUUGCUCAGAUGGGUUUCAAAUAUCACUGAAAUGACUAUGUGGAUGUCAAUGGAAACAAAAGAACCAGGCUGACGCAGCUUUUUUUAACACUUGACAUUAUUGAAAUAAACCUCUUAUUGGCACUCUU